CCCAAUGUAUGAAGCGUUUCUGAAGCGUGUCGUCAACUGUCGCUCGGAAAUACGCUCUGUCACGCCAUAGAAAAAGGCAACGAAGGUUCCUUUGAUCAGAUUGCACCAGUAUUGAAGAUAAAGAUCGAAACUGCAACACAUUCACUGCAUUUGGAAUCGUUCAUCAUUGGGCUAGUGCUAAACAUUCAGCAAAUAUAAUUCCUACUUUGAAGUACGCGUAAUCUGAGUUUACCAUUCACUUUUUUCCGUAAAAUUAGCAAUAUGAGUGGACCUAUAUUUGGUAGCAGCAGCGCGCUGGGUGGAAGUUCCGGUGGGAAUCGACAUCUGGUCGAAUUUCGUGCCGGGCGCAUGAACAUGGUAAACAAGAUGGUCCACCCGGACAACCGAAAGGGGCUGGUGUACGUGUAUCAAGCGGAAGAUGGAUUAAUACACUUUUGCUGGAAGGAUCGUACCUCCGGAACGGUCGAGGAUGAUCUCAUUUUGUUCCCGGACGAUUGCGAAUUUAAGAAGAUCGAUUACGUAAAGAAUGGCAGAGUGUAUGUGUUGAAGUUCAAGUCUUCCAGCCGAAGAUUAUUCUUCUGGAUGCAGGAACCGAAGACGGAUCGUGAUGAUGAGUGGUGCCGUCGCAUUAAUGAAGUGAUCAACAAUCCACCGUCUGGGAAUAGCAUCGGUUCCGGUGGCAGAAACGGUGGCAAUGAUAAUGGUGACUUGCAGUACAUGUUGAACAAUAUGUCGCAACAGCAAAUCAUGCAAUUAUUCGGCGGUGUUGGGCAGAUGGGUGGAUUGAGCAGCCUGCUCGGGUCUAUGACCCGCUCCAAUUCCGGAAAUUCUAGCAGCCGAACCAGCGCAGCUACCCCGGCGAAUCGAAGCAGUAGCAGCUUGGCGACCAGCAAUAAUGGCAACGGUGGCAGCACUACCACUCCAAGCGCCGCAGUCAAUGCACCAUCUACGCCCCGUGCACCGAAGAAAACAAGUGGAACCACUAAAACUAACUCCGCGUCCGGAGCUUCCGCUGGUUCGCCGAUAAGCACACCUGUCGGGCGAAAUGCUGGCAGCGCGGGCACUGCUGACGGAGGUACAAGAAUAUUACUGUCCGAUUUGCAAAACUAUCUUUCUGGCAUUAGCGCAACCGGUGUGGAUGGAUCCGGACAGAGGCGCAAUAUCGAUCUAGCAUCUGCCGUCAAUUCACAAACGUUGGCUUCGAUUAUUUCCGACCAAGAGAAAGUGGAUGCGCUAGUUGCACACCUACCUCAGCUGGAAGGUGAUGAGAACAAAAAAGAGCAGCUGAAGGAAACCAUCUCGUCUCCCCAAUUUCAGCAAGCACUGUCGAUGUUCUCUAACGCACUGCAGUCUGGUCAGCUUGGCCCAGUAGUUUCCCAGUUUCAACUCAACGCCGACGCUGUCGCUGCGGCGAAUGCAGGGGACCUGGAACAAUUCGUGAAGGCAUUGGAAAAUAGCGAAAAAUCACCGGCUUCAGAAGCUUCAGGCGCAACAAACAAGCAGUCUGCUGGUUCUUCUACCAGCACUGACCAGCCAAAGCCAUCCGAAGUGGCCAAGGAGGAGAACGGCCACGGCAAAACACAAAAUAAAGACCAGGAUGAUGAGAUGGCCGGAUAGAAUACGAAAAUCACUAAACUUCUACAACACAAUCAGGGCUUCAGCACCACAUAACCCAAUUGCAAGAGGCUUUAGUAAGAGUAUGUGCCUCUUUUUGUCUUUUUCAUGUUUUUUAAUAUUUCUGCCUCGGCUAUUUCCCACUCAUAAUCACAAAUAAAAGGGUUUAUGAAGUAAAA
Molecule: messenger RNA, 1793 nt
Organism: Anopheles coluzzii
Lineage: Eukaryota; Metazoa; Arthropoda; Insecta; Diptera; Culicidae
Gene: Rpn13
Product: proteasomal ubiquitin receptor ADRM1 homolog
Exons: 3
Coding region: 262-1617 (451 amino acids)
Biological process (GO): ubiquitin-dependent protein catabolic process
Cellular component (GO): proteasome regulatory particle, lid subcomplex; cytoplasm; nucleus
Molecular function (GO): ubiquitin binding; endopeptidase activator activity; proteasome binding
Source: RefSeq, a predicted model, not a curated record